Messenger RNA from Seriola aureovittata, 4721 nucleotides. RefSeq names its product XK related 4 (gene xkr4). NCBI's taxonomy places the organism in Eukaryota, Metazoa, Chordata, Actinopteri, Carangiformes, Carangidae. The coding region runs from base 2871 to 4721 and encodes 616 amino acids. Gene Ontology annotation, biological process: engulfment of apoptotic cell; phosphatidylserine exposure on apoptotic cell surface; apoptotic process involved in development. Gene Ontology annotation, cellular component: plasma membrane. The transcript has 4 exons. The record is from RefSeq and is a predicted model, not a curated record.
UAUUCCUGUAGCUUCAUUAUGGAAGAGAGUAACUCAAAAAGAGAAAUCACGAUGACUAUUUUGAAUGACUCUUGUUUGAUGUAAAAAAAGUAAAAAAUUUGUUAGUGGCAUAAACAAUAAUAAGUUUCAGUGUCUCACCUCAGUCAGUAGCUCCACCAUCUGAGGACAGUGAUGCCAUGAGAAAAACGUUAUGGCCAUAUUUACAGUUGUUUCCAAUAUAUUUUAUUCUGGACUAAAGUGGCCAACAAACACACACAGACAAAAGGGUGGAUGGGCGUUGUCAUGCCUACGGCUGUUUCAUUAGUGUGUGUAACGAUUGUGGUGCGUGCAUGUGGCUGGAGAAGCAGAUCAGUGUGGUCAGAAGAAAACUAAAACCAGUGACCCAUGUGCCAGCUUAGCCUGAGCCAGUUCAUUAUUUCAGCCUAUCAGGAACUCCUGUAAUUCCACCAGGAGGUAACAAAGUGAUAACACUUUGGAUCGCUGUGAUUGGACGAUUAAACAGUUAUUCUGAAUACGAACAAACAUUAGUAUCAUAAAGACCACUCUGUUAUGUUACUGGUACAACGACCUCUAACAGACAAAGCAGUUAAAUGACACUCAGAAACACUAAAUUCAUUGUUCUUAGAGCUGCAUUCUGGGAAAUCUUGAGAAGGAGGAACCAUGCUACAUGCUCAUCUGCGACACAAAGUAUAAUCUAUUGUUAUAUAUUUCAUCCCCUUUCUGUGUGUGGUAUCUUGUGAUGCUUUCUGUCGGCUCAUGCUGCCUGUUGGAUGCUGUAGGUGUGUGUGGCACUUUGAGGGUGAUUUGUCUUUCUUCUCUUGCUCAGCCCCACCUACGACUCCACCCAUGAAUGCCAGAUUGCCUACAGACCUCAAAUGUCACAUGUGAGUCGCUUUUAGUGACUCAUGAGUCACUGACAGGGCAGGAAACACUGCCCCCAUGUACGGACCUGCAGCAGGUCAGAAUAUACUCCCAUUACUGGAAUGUGCUUCUAUUAUUUUCACUUCCUAGUUGCUGUCUGCAUUGAUUCAUCCCCAGCUUUUGCUGUAUGUAGGCUCUGUUGGAGUUUCCUAUGUAUUUGGACAAUGGGAAAACAAUUGUGAACUGCAUGAACAAAGCAUAGGCUAUAAGCUUUUUUUUUUUUUUUACUGACAUUCCAUUAAAGAUUUGAUGAAGAUCUGGUCACUGGAAACUUGGCUCCGUUGUUAAAGACCCGGGACCUGUUGCACAAAACACCUUAAGUUUUCUACUUAAGUUUUAAGUAUUAAGUUUAAGGUGUAAUUUUUCCUUAGCUGAGGGAGAAACUUAAGGAUGUUACACAGAAUCUCUUAAAAGUUUUCCUUAAGUAAUUUACAGCAAUGAAAGAUUUUACAGCAGUAAAAUUCUACUGUUUCCAUGGAGACUGUUGAUUUGUUUCCAUUUGCACUUGUGAUACCUGUUAUCACUUUUGGGAAGCUGGUAACAUUAAAGAAGUGCGCCGCUAUCUCAUCCUCCUGGUGUUGCUAAGGUCUUCUGUGCAACGGUUUAACUGACUUGAAGUGAUUUCUGAAAUUUUACAUUAAGAUAAGGAGAAAAGCUUAAAUACUUAAGGGAACAUUUUAAGGAGCCCUUAAGGAGAAGACUAAAAGGUGAUUGGUGCAACUGGCCUUCUGUGUCCUGUAUUAGACAGCAGAAAAACACUUUAUUUUUAUCCAGCAUUACUCACUAUCUUUAAAACAAAUAUUAUCUGGAUGUUUUCUUCAUUGAUGCCUCAGGGAGUUCAAAUGAAGCCACUGGUAUAAAUAUGAUGUUUACUGAGCAACAGGAAGAGUUUUCAGUGACUCUGUGGUUCUCCACACUCUGAUUAACUGGAUUUCUAGAUAAAAAAAAAAACGCAUGUCAGGUUUAGUCCAACAGACUAAGAACAGAGAGUUUGUUUUCAGUCUUCUAAUGAGAAGUGAACUGAAGAAAACAGUAAAGGCGGUGAAACACAGACUUCAGUGUACUAGGGUCUCGGUCUGUGUUUGUGCACAAUGCUGUUUUAGACAAUGACGUGGCCACAGUCUGAGUAAGAGGACAGAUGAAGCUGCACAGUGUGAAAUGAUGAUGUCCGUGUUGUGAGCAGAGCUUAAACACUUGGUUAACACCGGGGUGAAGUUGCAGCAGAGGCUGCGGGAUCUGUCCAUGGUCCUGAACUCCGGUCUGGAGCCUCAGGACUUGUUCUGUAUUUCCUGGUUCACAUGGCGGGCUGCAUGCUCACAGGUAGACUGACGUGCGGGUGUGUUUAGAGGAUUAUAAGGAGAGCAGUGUUUGGUUUGUGCUGUAACGGAGCUCAGACGGUAAGACAGGCAGAGAGAGAGAGAGAGAGAGUGAGCGAGAGAGAGAGAGAGAGAAGAGGAUGAUGUCAUAGUUUUUAGUCUGUGCCAUGGAAGAAGCAGAUGGCUGCAGCCUUCCGCCACCUUCUCCUUUGCUACGGUUUCCACCUCAAUCUCCAUUCCCGACAUCAGCCUCAGCAUCAGGACUGAUCGAGGGCGAAGACUGACGAACCGCAGGGGCAGAAUCGGCGAGGGGGAGGCCGGAGGAAACAAAGCGGAAACCCGCCUCCUGUCGGCUGGAUGUGAGCGGAUCAUCAACCGAGGGAGAAGCCCGGCGAAGAGGUGAUAUGGACCGAAGCAUCGGGGCGAGCGCGGGGCCAUGUUCAGUCCUCCUUUUUGUCUUUAUUCUGUAUUAUGAGCAGGCGGCAGCGUAGAGGAGCUAGUCCUGCCCAGAAAGGAGGAGGAGGAGGAGGAGAGACACGCAGAAGGGUGUCGACGGAGCGAGGCAGGGGUAGAGGAGAGCAGGAGGGGAGGAAGGGAGCAAAAAUAAUAGAGUAAUAUUAUAGGGUUCUUAUAAUGGCGGCUAAAUCGGACGGGGUCCUGAAGAUGAAGAAGAGUGACGUGGCCUUCACCCCCCUGCAGAACUCGGAGCACUCCGGCUCUGUGCAGGGACUCCACCCGGGCGGCCAGCCCGACUCUGCGGGCACCGGGGACGGGGACUUCGCCAACGGGGAGUCGCGGUGCUGCGGUGGAGGAGGCACCAACUCGACGUGCCUUCGCCUGGGCAGGGAGCAGCAGAAAUACACGGUGUGGGACUGCCUGUGGAUCGUAGCCGCAGUAGCCGUGUAUCUGGCCGAUGUGGGCACCGACGUGUGGCUAUCGGUCGACUACUACCUCCGCCGCGAUUACUGGUGGUUUGGCCUGACGCUCUUCUUCGUGGUGCUGGGCUCCUUCUCGGUCCAGCUCUUCAGCUUCAGAUGGUUCGUCCACGACUUCGGCACCGAGGACGGCGCAGAAUCCGCCGCCGAUUGCUCCCACAUGGACGGGAAUAAGCUCCUGAGCGGCUCGGCCUCGCACGGCGACGUUACCGCUCACCACCACCCGGCCACGCCGCAGAGACAGGCGUCGACCGCCAGCAAGAACACCACGACCAACAGCACGGCGAGCACCGCGGUGGGCAGCAGGAACAGGAAACGGUCGGCCUACUACUCCUUCUGCGUCUGGUUCGGCCAGUCCAUCAUCCACAUCCUCCAGCUGGGCCAGAUAUGGAGGUAUUUCCACACCAUCUACCUGGGCAUUCGGAGCCGCCAGAGCGCUGAGACGGAGCGCUGGCGUUACUACUGGAGGAUGGUCUACGAGUUCGCAGACGUGAGCAUGCUGCAUCUACUGGCCACCUUUCUGGAGAGUGCUCCACAACUUGUGCUGCAGCUGUGCAUCAUCAUUCAGACACACAAGCUGCAGGCUGUGCAAGGUAUGACAGCUGCAGCCUCCCUGGUCUCUCUGGCCUGGGCCCUGGCCUCCUACCAGAAGGCCCUGCGAGAGUCCCGGGACGACAAGAAGCCGAUCAGCUACCUGGCCGUCAUCAUCCAGUUCUGCUGGCACUUCUUCACCAUCGCAGCGCGGGUCAUCACCUUUGCCCUGUUCGCCUCUGUGUUCCAGCUCUACUUUGGCAUCUUCAUCGUGCUGCACUGGUGCAUCAUGACCUUCUGGAUCGUCCACUGUGAGACUGACUUCUGCAUCAGCAAGUGGGAGGAGAUUGUGUUUGACAUGGUGGUGGGCAUCAUCUACAUCUUUUCCUGGUUUAAUGUCAAGGAGGGAAGGACAAGGUGUCGAUUGUUCAUCUACUACCUGGUAAUCUUGGUGGAGAACGCUGCUCUCAGUGCGUUGUGGUAUCUGUACCGGUCGCCUCACACCACAGACGCCUUCGCAGUGCCGGCACUCUGCGUCAUCUUCAGCAGUUUCCUCACUGGGGUGGUUUUCAUGCUCAUGUACUAUGCCUUUUUCCAUCCCAACGGGCCACGCUUUGGACGUUCGCUGAGCGGCCAGGGCCUUGACCUGGACCCCACUGCUCAGUUCUCCACACUACCGUCGGAAGGUGCCACCAACUCACUGCGCUCUAACAGAGGCGCCACCACAACUCUGGAGCGUGACAUGGGGAAGUAUUCUGAGCGGGACGGCUGCAUGCCAGUGUUUCAGGUACGACCCACGGUGCCGUCCACUCCUUCAUCUCGCGCUCCGCGCCUCGAGGAAACCGUCAUCAAGAUAGACCUUUGCAGGAACCGCUACCCGGCCUGGGAGCGUCACGUCCUGGACCGCAGUAUUCGCAAGGCAAUCCUGGCCAUAGACUGCUCCCUGACUCCUCCACGGCUGCAGUACAAAGAUGACGCUCUGGUGCAGGAAAGGUUGGAAUAUGAGACCACUUUAUAA